This is a messenger RNA of Lethenteron reissneri (Far Eastern brook lamprey), 3864 nucleotides long. Its product is annotated as sodium/hydrogen exchanger 9-like. Gene Ontology annotation, biological process: sodium ion import across plasma membrane; potassium ion transmembrane transport; proton transmembrane transport. Gene Ontology annotation, cellular component: plasma membrane; recycling endosome. Lineage: Eukaryota; Metazoa; Chordata; Hyperoartia; Petromyzontiformes; Petromyzontidae. Gene Ontology annotation, molecular function: sodium:proton antiporter activity; potassium:proton antiporter activity. The record is from RefSeq and is a predicted model, not a curated record.
CAACGGCGCCGCUCUCACUCCGUCCGGCGCUCUCCCCCCACCUCCACCCCCCUCAUCCGCAUCGCCUUCCCCGUUCCUCCCUCUCACCACUAGCACCGUAGCACGUCGUCACACACACAGGCACACAGACAGGCACACACACACACAGGCAGGCACACACACACAGGCACACACACACGCACCCCCCCCUCUCGGUCUUCGCCAUGGCGGACAGGAUGAGGAGGUCUUUGCUCGCCGCUCGGUUGCUGCCUCUCCUCUGCGCGUCUUUCUCCCUGCAUUGUUGCGCGGGGGGCUCACUCCGCGGUGGUGGGGGGCUCGUCGGCCCGCGCGAUGCUCAACAGAUCGCCCCCCACAAAGAGGCCGCCGGCCCUGAGAUAUAUUCCCACCGUCGUCUGACUUUUGUCGAAGUGCCAGCAGCAGCAGGAGCAGCAGCAGCAGCAUCAGCGCAAAGAGGAUCGGCGGCAUCAUCAGCAGCAGCAGCGGCAUCCGCAGCAGCAGCAGCGGCGGGAGCCCGAGGGGAGAAGAGGGUGGAGGAGAGCCAUCGACGUGACAGCGUGAACCUGCUGGUCUUCAUCCUGCUGCUCAUCAUCACCAUCCUCACCACUUGGCUCUUCAAGCACCGGCGCGUGCGCUACCUGCACGAGAGUGGCUUGGCGCUCAUCUACGGCUUGCUGGUAGGCGUGACUCUCCGCUAUGCGUCCGUCCCGGGCCCCCCCACGCCGCCCCCCCGACUGGACUGCCCGCUGGUGGACGGGGGGCCCGACACGCUGGUGGUGAAUGCGAGUGGCCAGCUGCUCGAGUACACGUUGCGCCGGCGCGUCGGCCCCGACUCCGCACCCGGGCACCCCGAGAACCAGCUGCUGCAGCAGGCGACCUUUGACCCAGAAGUAUUUUUCAACGUAUUGCUCCCUCCAGUAAUCUUCUACGCCGGGUACAGCCUCAAGAGGCGGCACUUUUUCCGAAACCUGGGUUCAAUCCUGACAUACGCAUUCCUGGGCACCGCGAUAUCCUGCAUCAUCAUUGGGCUCAUCGUCUACGGCUUCACGCAGAUCCUCGUCGCCAUGGGGCAGCAACGCAGCAGCGGAUUCUACUUCAACGACUGCCUCUUCUUCGGCGCCAUCGUGUCUGCCACUGACCCAGUGACCGUCCUGGCGAUCUUCCAGGACCUGCGGGUGGACGUGGAUCUGUACGCGCUGCUCUUCGGAGAGAGCGUCCUCAACGAUGCCGUGGCCAUCGUGCUCGCAUCCUCCAUCGCGCUGUACAGCCCCGCGUCGGGGAACCCACACUCGUUUGACGCCAGGGCCUUCUUCAGCGCCGUCGGCCACUUCGUGGGCGUCUUCAGCGGCUCUUUCGCCAUGGGGGCCUCCACCGCCGUGCUCACCGCCCUCAUCACCAAGUUCACGAAGCUGCGGGAGUUUGUGCUGCUUGAGACGGCGUUGUUCUUCCUGCUGUCGUGGAGCACCUUCCUGCUGGCCGAGGCCUGCGGGAUGACAGGGAUCGUGGCGGUGCUGUUCUGCGGCAUCGUGCAGGCGCACUACACCUACAACAACCUGUCGGAGGAGUCGCGGCUCAGGACCAAGCAGUUCUUCGAGUUGCUCAACUUCUUGGCGGAGAGCUUCAUCUUCUCGUACAUGGGCCUGGCGAUGUUCACGUACCAGCACCACGUCUUCAACCCGAUCUUCAUCGCCGGCGCCUUCCUGGGCAUCUUCAUCGGCCGAGCGUGCAACAUCUACCCGCUCUCCUUCCUGCUGAACCUCGGCCGUCGCCACCGCAUCGGCUGGAAUCUGCAGCACAUGAUGAUGUUCUCAGGCCUGCGUGGGGCCAUCGCGUUCGCUCUGGCCAUCAGGAACACCUCGCUGCCCGCCCAGCAGACCAUGCUCACCACCACGCUCUUCAUCGUCUUCUUCACCGUCUGGUUCUUUGGCGGAGGCACCACUCAGAUGCUCACGUGGCUCAACAUACGUGUGGGCGUAGACCCGGACGACGAUUCCUUCACAGAACCUUCACGCAGAUCAUUGCGAUUGUCCCCUGUGCCACCCUGCUGCAUCGCGCAGGACUCGUCCCAGGGCCUCGGGGGUCGCUCCACCAAGGAGGACAGCGCGUGGCUCUUCCGCGCGUGGUACAACGUCGAUCACAACUACCUGAAGCCGCUGCUGACGCACGCGGGGCCCCCGCUCACCGCCACCCUGCCCGGCUGCUGCGCACCCCUCGCCCGCCUCCUCACCAGCCCACAGGCCAUGCAGAACGAGGGACGACUUCGCGACGAAGACGUCGUCAUCCCAGAGACGGAGCUGUCAUUCAACAUCGGGGGCGGAGUCGAUCCCAGCCACGCCCACCGGCACGCCAAGCCCCGCAGCGACGGCAGCGAUGGCCAAUCAGAGCGCGGCGCCUUCGGGGGGCCCUGGGGGCCGGGCGCCCAGGAGCUCCACCCCACUCACGUCACCGCCCCCUACGGCGGUGGCCCCGCCCCCUACGGCGGUGGCUCCGCCCCCUACGGCGAUGGCCCCGCCCCCUACGGCGGUGGCUCCGCCUCCUACGGCGGUGGCCACGCCCCUUACGUCAGUGGCUCCGCCUCCGUGGAGUUCAGCUCCGCCCCCACGGACUUUGGCUCCGCCCAGACGGGAUCAGGGGUCAACACUGGCAGUGUGCCCACGUAGAGAGAUGGCCCCCCGGGGUCACGGAACACUGAUGAACUGUGACGCAGGCGAAGCUGCCUCCAUCGCAGCCGCUGCCCCGUCUCACCCCUCCGCUUGCCUCGUUGUCCACAUCGACGUCACUACGUUCAGUUACAGGAGCUGGCGGUAACGGUGCCCGUAGCCGUGACCAAAAUCGAGGAUUUGUGAAAACGUGUUUAGAGUUUCAUUUUUUUUUAUUUCACUUGUAACAAACAAAUAAAACGAUCGCCCGUGUAUCUUCUCGCAGUCGCUCGCGUCUCGCCGGUUUUUCCCGGGAGAACCUUCACGGCUGACCUCGUUGAAGCCAGCCGCGCGGCCGAGACGAUUUCCCUUCCUUUUCAGUUUGUGUCCAGUAAACGCGAUUCGGUGGUGGGACGUUAGAAAACGAAAAUCGACAUUUGCAGUGACCGGCGCCGGAAUUGUUUAGCGGUUGCGGCGUCACCGCGCGGUUCUGCCCGGCUCCGUGGCUGCGUUUGUCCGAGAGGCGCUCUCGUGAGCUCAGCAUAAUAAUCCGCGUCAGCGUUGGCAGCAGGCGAGCGUUGGUGCAGAGUUCAGUUUUCUUGCAGCAGGUAACUUCGAGCAAGACCUCUGCAUGUAUUGUGGGUCCUUGGACAACAACAAAAAUAACAACGAUAUUUAUCAUCGACCAGUUCGUUACGUUCGCGCUGCACGUGUCAAACUCACGCCUUUCGAUGCUGCCGCCAAACCGAUCAAUAAAUUUACGACAGAAAUUGGCCACGCCAGUACUCACGAUCCCGAGUGAGGUUGAAGCCACCGGGCACGGCCACAAAGCGAAUCGCCUCGUCGCUGUGUAAACGUUGCAUCGCAGCCACAAUUGACCUCCGCCGGCGGUGGCGGUGGCUUGAGGAGACCUUCAUCCAGCAGUAGAUUGACCACGUCUGGUGAUGAUGAUGGUCCCGCAGAAAGCUCAGCACAGGUGCGAGCGCUCGAAAGGAGGCAGUGCCGAGUGGCGCGCUGUGUUUUUAGCGACCGCAUGAAAGCACGCAUCCACGCGCGAACGUGCGAGCGCACGGAGUCGUCACCGAGCCGUCAGCUCGGUGGCGGCUCCGUUUUCCCUCCACGACGAUUUGCACUUGCGCCGCGUCGUGCGGGGCGCGCGCGUUGGGGCACGGGGGCCCCGUGCUGGUGCGUAAGAAUAUUUCUGUCCCUCUUCUGCCGUCGCCGUCGU